Xenopus laevis (African clawed frog) is the source of this 1325-nucleotide messenger RNA. It is a transcript of the gene hes5.7.L, whose product is annotated as hairy and enhancer of split 5, gene 7 L homeolog. Gene Ontology annotation, molecular function: protein dimerization activity. Gene Ontology annotation, cellular component: nucleus. Lineage: Eukaryota; Metazoa; Chordata; Amphibia; Anura; Pipidae. Gene Ontology annotation, biological process: animal organ development; neuronal stem cell population maintenance; negative regulation of cell differentiation. The record is from RefSeq and is marked provisional.
AGAAUGGCUCCAUACACUGCUAGCAGCAUGCUCAGUACUGAGCACAGUCACAAGGCACAAGGAAUAAGAAAGAUAAGAAAACCAGUGGUUGAAAAGAUGAGGAGAGAUCGAAUUAACAGCAGCAUUGAGCAGCUCAGGAUGUUACUGGAGAAAGAGUUUGAGCAACAUCAUCUCCCAUCCAAACCAGAGAAAGCUGACAUCCUGGAGGUGGCAGUGAGCUUCCUGCAGCAGCAAAUGGCUUCCAAAUAUGCACAAUCAUCCAGCCCAGCCUACAUGGAAGGCCACUCUAGAUGUCUCCAGGACUCUCAACACUUCUUCUCCCUGCAGAAACACUCAGAGCUCCCAGAGAAGCUUCUGCAAAAUUUCCAUGAUGAUGUGACAGCGUGUCCUUCUGUGUCACCUUUUUACCAGAAUCCUGCCAAGUGCACAACCCCUGAGGCCAACAAAGUUCUCUGGAGACCCUGGUAGACAUUAAAUAGACUAUGGUUUCUGAUGCAGCAUCAGCUCUUCUGGGCAUUAGACAAUUGCAAUGGGACUAAUUAAGCCUUUUAAUGAAAAAAGGUAAUGGUUGCUAUUUAUAAGCUGGUUGUAAUCAAAGUGUCCUAUGUAAUAGAUUAUAGGGCUGUUUAUCCAGUAAGAUAUUUCCUACAGAAAAACAAAUGCUGCCUUCUGAGAAGGAAAUUGUGUUCUGUUAAAUAUUUCAUGUAUAUUACAAUGUAAUUGGUAUCAAUUUCAUCAGUUCAUUAUAUGGUAUGGAGGGGACAGUAGCUCUCUAUUCCAUUAGUAUUUAUGUAUCAUACUGUUAUGAUUUGGAUUCUUUUUAUUCUUCUUUGAAAUUAGGGACAAUUACUCCUUAUAAUGCUUGAAUAAUUCUGUUGCAAGUGCAGGAUUAUUAGGUUUGGUAUAUAAUAGUUAUGUUAUAUGUGUAGCAUAUCUGUUACAAGAUGAUGUCAUUAUUAUUAUUAUUAUGUAAUACAAUACCAUUGCAGGUAUAGAAGUGUACACUGUGUGUAACAUAAGAAACCUGUAUCCUCUGUGAGGAUUACACAAUAAUGCAUUCAAUAUAUGGAUGUAUAGUGUGAUUUAAUAAGUAAUGUUGGUAGUGAUGCAUUAGGGCCUAAUGAUGAAUUGGCUCUGUAUGUUUGCUGAAUAUCUGUGCUUGUAGUAUGUGUAAAAGCAAAAGUUCUCUGGUAUGCAGUAUCUGCAGGAUGCAUCUGACACUAACUGUAACUAAUGAAUGUCACUCUCAUGACACAGAAUAUAAAUCUGUUUUCCAUAAUGGAAGUUUGUAUAAAUGCACUUCAAUAAAAGGCCUGUAUUAAUCA